Emiliania huxleyi CCMP1516 is the source of this 315-nucleotide messenger RNA. RefSeq lists its product as hypothetical. The annotation marks the transcript as partial. The record is from RefSeq and is a predicted model, not a curated record. The transcript has a single exon. NCBI's taxonomy places the organism in Eukaryota, Haptophyta, Isochrysidales, Noelaerhabdaceae.
AUGUCCAAGCGCAAACUCCCUGCCGCGCCAGAGGCGCCAGAGGCGGGGCGCGCGGCAGGCAAGCAGCGGCUGCAGCUGCCAGAGGAGGAGGAUGUCAACGACGUGCUCCUCCACGAGAUGCUCGGGGAUGGGAGCGAGGCCGCGGACGCGGAGGUCGAUCGGCUGAGCGGCGGCGUGGACUCGAUUGAGGGGGGGAUAGAGGGGCUCGACGCCGAGGACCUGCUCGCCAACCUCGAGGGGCAGCAGUCGGAGCGGGCGUCGGCAGAGAUUCCCGAGCUGCCGCCGGGGGAUGCGCCCUCGAUCCCCGAGCUGCCC